Messenger RNA from Cantharellus anzutake, 6161 nucleotides. RefSeq names its product RNA pol II promoter Fmp27 protein domain-containing protein. The record is from RefSeq and is a predicted model, not a curated record. Bases 120 to 5933 code for a protein of 1937 amino acids. The transcript is spliced from 10 exons. Lineage: Eukaryota; Fungi; Basidiomycota; Agaricomycetes; Cantharellales; Hydnaceae.
AUCAACUGUUUGGGAGCUCACGGCGAGUGUUCCGCCGUGCAUGGUUGGGGACAUCAGGUCAUUUGGAGCUUGGAUUCAAAAUUGACGAAUUCAGUCUUGUGGAUGGCCUCCCUGUCGUCAUGUCCGAGUCCAGAGUUACUGAACCACCUUCGAACAACGUGUUUGCGUCGCCACCUCGGUCACCUUCGGUGUGGUCAUUCACUUCCAAUGCUGUCCCGUCAAUUCAUGGCUUACAGGCCUCAGAAGCGGCCAUUUCAAUGCCCAUGCCUGCCAAACUACGGUUUUCGCUUUCUUUUUCCCCAAGCGGCAUCGAGGAUAACAGUUUGACCUUGUCAUUACACGUCCCAGCCAUACAUUUGCAGUCGAACUCGCUAAUCUCCAUAACCGACAGAUGGGGUACAAAAACUAGGCCCCGUGCUCUCUCUUCUGUGACCCCUUCCCAGGGCACCAAGUCCCCGGGCGUGCUUGGAGUUGCCCCAGUAAACGAUUCCUACUUGUCGCUUAAAGGACGUGGGAAGUUUGGAUCGAUCGUCCCUCAGCCGGACUCGGGAGCGAGCAAGGGCUUUCACAAACAGCAUAUCUCUCGCAUGCUAGGGGCCUUAGACCUAAAACUCUCGUCACUUCAAGUGAGCCAUACCUUCGAACAUGCGCCCUCCAACAGAAAGACCGUUCUUUCUUCUCUUGUUCGGAGAAUGUUUUUCAAGGUUGGGUUGAGUGAUCCCACUCAGAAUCCUAUGCACCGCAACUGGAUUGGUAGGCCAGCGAAACCAAACUCUAAACUGGAUGCGAGUGUCUUUUCCAUCUCGUGCGGACUCUCUGCUGUGGAAAUUUUCCGUGUCCAGCAUCAUUCGACAUCUGUCCGGUCAUUGCGGCUUGCAAAACUUGGCAAAUCUAGCAUUGAUAUGAUUGCCACUCAGUGGGACGCUGUUGGCUUACCAAAAGGGCGACUGUUUGGGGAGGAUUACAAUGCUGCAUUGGUUGUGGCGGAAGUUAGAGGCGAGCAUGUUCAUUUCACGGAACGAGUUAAGGACUUGAGGGCCACCAUGGAUCUGUUCAAAACAUCUCCAAAGGAGCUACCGGACAAUAACGACUCAGGCCCCUCGCCGCCUCCACGCACUGUCUUAGCGCGUCACUUGCCCCGCAUUGUGGUGGACCUUGCAGUCACGGAUAUCCAGAUUAAGCUGCAAUGCGAUGACCUUGACAAUCCCUUCCUGAGCGCAUUCGACGUCUAUCUGGCCACGAAUCAGAUCGAAGUGCAUGUGUCGUCCACAUUUGAAGAACCAAUGGUGAAGCGGGAUGAAGGAUCUGAGUUCGCGCGAGCCUCAAGCGAUGAAAUGGCAGUUUCUCUACAACUCCUGUAUGAAGGAUCAGUGACGCUUGCUCCCUUGGAAAUGUCUGUAGUCAUCGAUCCGAAAUCUCCAAUGGAUGAUGCUGAAUGGAAUUUGACAAAGGAAGACGACGAUUCUUCCGCAGAAUCCUCUAGUUCCUUCCCCAGUGGCUCGACCUAUAUUUCAUCUGCCUUUAUUCCCCCCAAAAUGGAGCGUGUUCUGGCGAUUCAUGGUCUCGAGGCUGGCAUGUCGGGACGUGCCCUUGGACGGCUCAAUUCGAAACAAGCCCAUCAUUUUGCAAUACCUGAUUUCUUUACGGAGGCCAAAGCUCGUGUGGACGAAGUGACGCUGGAUCUACGAUAUCCCCCGUUUCUCCCGUCCUUCAUUGUCCUCGCCCGGGCCCUCAGCGUUCCACCAACUUCACACUUUGCGGGUGGUGUGAUGUCCAAACUGAUUCCUGGAGUGAUGUUUUAUUGCUGGAUUGGUGUCAUUCGGGCAGCCGUGUCGGAGGAGGAUAUUAAUCCUAACAUUCGCUAUACAAUGCCCCUUCGGAGGGGUGUCGCCAUGCAGACUGGGCUGGUUUUUGAAUAUUGUUACUUGACAGCACCGCAUGUAUCAGCAGAGAGGAUGGCGCAAUCAGUCUCCACCCGGGGUGUCAGUGCCCGCCAGAGUCUGGACGUAAGGAAGGAGGACCUGUAUAACGAGGCGGUGGCCCAAACUCUGGAUUUGGCGGAAUCGGGGACUCGAGUUGCCCUUCUGUGGCUCGAAUUCAUCCAUCCCAGCUGCUGGAUUGUGGAGAGCAUCUCUGAUACCAGCGACGAACUCCCUUGUCGUCCCAUUGACAGGCGCAGUGCUGAGGGUGUUGUGGAAGUACAUGAGAGCGUAUUUCUUGACCUGCCCCUCACGACAAUUAGGAUACCGAUCACCUCCCGCGAAUUGACAAAUGGAGGUUUCUCUGAGGAAAUCCAUAUCACGGCUGAAUCACCCCGUGUAUACUGGUGCCUCCAACUCCCCAUAAUAUAUUCAAUGCUGUUAUCUCUUCGCCAGUUUCAAUAUCAUACUGCUUUGUUCCCUCCCCGUGGGGUUGAUCACAACCAGCAUCCCCACAUCUCCCUCAGAAUUGACGUUAAAGAUGUCCAAGGUCUUUGCAUCUGCCCUAAUUCUGCCCGGGUGUAUUCGCGCUUCUCCGCUUUUGGUCUUGUUUGGGCUGCGAGCUCUAAAGCCAGGCUCACAUCACAGUCUGCGUUUUUAUGGGUUCCUAGCGCCCAAGGUCACCUUGAAGGGAAAUGGGAGGAGAUUGUUAGGGUCAAGAGCCUGAGCGUUGAAGUCGAGGCGUUAUCGCCUCUUCUCUCGAAUUUCAUCAUUGACUGCUCAUUGGGUGGGGCGCGUCUGCGAAUACCCUACAGAUACAACUUGCACACCCUCAUAUUCGGCAUUACUAUUAUGAUCAAGGCAAUCAAACAACUCCGUCGGGAUGCCGCAGCUGGCAAAGUUGCAGAGAUAGUUCUUCCGACUCCUGAAGGAGCAAGAAUACCGCCCAAAGUUUCCAUACGUGUGGAGUUUCUCACCAUAGAAGCCGCAGAUGAUCCGUUUGAAGCGCGAUUGAAUUUGAUAUGGCGAGCAGGUCUUGACGAGCAAAAAUCAAGAUUGGAACGUGCGUUAGCGUUCGAAGCCAAGGUGGCUGCCAUUCAGAGCGCAGGGAGCAAACGAGCACCCAACCGUCGAGCAGGUUUUGAGUGGCAUUUUGGCCAGAGCCACACCGUAGAACCUUCGGAAGCCUGGGUCCGAUUGCUUCAUUAUGAUUCCGAGAGCUGGAUUCAGCGCUUCAAAGCUGCCGACGCUGAACAGGUCCGUCGGGAGGGAGUUCAUUUGAAGCGUUCAAAAGACCCCACCUGCCCCCCUUUUUCAUGGUCUACCAUUCAAACGAUCCCAACCCAGAAGGUGGUACCUCUUUGUCGGGCUAGCUUUACGAGGCUAUUCGUCAGUAUAGGAUCGCCAUCAUUUGGUGGUGAAAGUGGCUUGAGAACGUUUAUGAGCGAUCUUGGGUCGGGACUGCCGCACUCCACUUUGUUCACACUGCUUAUUCCGUUCCAAGUAACCUGGACUUCUAAUUCGAUUCAGCUCUCGAUCCGAGAUUAUCCUCUCCCGAUCAUCAAUAUUCCCAGCAAGGGCCAAGAGGAUGAAGGACCUGCAUGGCGUUUUGAGACAGACAUGGUGAUUUGCGAGGAAUAUGCGUCUUCGGAAAGUGUUACGCUUGUGCCUUGCGUUAUUUACCGGGAAGACGAACGCCUAGGUUUUCCAGCAUUUGAAAUCCAGAUUCCAAAAACCAUUAUGCCUGUCAAGAGUUAUGCCCAUCCCACCAUUACCGUUACAACGCCCCACACAACCAAUUUCACUUGGGGGAUGUCACUGGCCCCUAUGAUGGCAGAUGUGAUGCAGGUUGUCGAUUCUAUCACGCCACCUCCACGAGAUCCUUCGCCUGCUCUUGGGUUUUGGGACAAGCUGCGACUCAUUUUUCAUUGGCGUUUGAAGGCUAAUUUCAUUGGGGACGUCCAUAUCCACGUUAAAGGCACUCGUAAUCCUUACAUAAUCGAUGGGUUGGGAGCUGGCCUCGUGAUGGAGUGGAAAGGCAGCCCAAUUUUCACCGUUGGACUCAGCGAACAGGAUCAGGAGUCAUUACAACUUCGGAGCAGCCAAAUGCUUCUUGUCAUCCCUGAUCUGAAGCGCUUUAGUGAUGCUGCGGCGGUUGGGCUUACAGAACCUGCCGAUGAAGUGCAUUCAUCAUCCUCGAACCCGUCUCGACGUCGCCCUGUUAAAGGGAAGGUCGUGGCGAAGUUCAAUAACGGUGUCCGGAUGGGUAUGGGGUUCUUGUUCGAGAGGAGCGUGGAUGGUUCACACAACGGUCCAAUUUCGGAGGAGGCGCGAAUCUUCCACUUUCGUCCCCAUUAUGACGUCAAACUUCGCGACCCUCAAUCAUGUUCAGACCCCACACAAGACUCCUACGCUGGAUUCCGAUCUCGCUUUAUCCAUCUUGCUAUUUCUCUAGCAUCCGCUGCCGAAGCGAAGGAAGCACGGGAUGGAGACAACAAGCACGCUGCAUACAGCAUCUUCCAUUUGUCACCAAAGACAUUCACACAUUUCUGGUCAUGGUGGGAUCUUUUCAAGAGCCUUGCGUCUUCGCCGAUCCGUCAAGGCGCACUUUUCUCUUCUGCGAGGCCCCCGUCACCCAAAUUUUCGCGGCAUCUGGCAACGAUCAAAUAUCGCAUAACCCUGGAGCCUUUAUUGAUUAGUCAUGUCUAUAAUCAGGAGGAAAAGGCGGGGUGGAAAGAGGGACUCACGUCGUGUGUCGGUAUCAAAGUGAUGGUGAACCAGUUUCAGACCGACAUGCACCAGCGAGAGGAGCUAUUCAUUGAAAAGAACUCUACCGGGAAGACAAUGCUUGUCCCUCACAAGCCUUUUUACUCUUCUGAGGUUGUGCUCACGGGUUUAGAGCUACGGGCAGUGCGUGCGGUAUUUGCGGAACCCCAGAAGGCACUCUUUUCCACAAGCAUGACAACGGAAGACCCUGAUUUUUCAGUUCCCGAUGAUGACCCCGAGCCUUUUUCUUCUCCAUGGGUCGAUCUCGACGAUUUCGUCGAGACGGACUGGGUUCCUUCAGAUCCUUCACCGAAAAUUUGGCUUUUACCCUGUGGCUUCUGUCCUCGUUUCACAUAUCUGAAGCGAGUUCCCUUGAAAGAUUUUGCGCAUCCAACACAUCCAUCUCCCUUCGGGAAUGAGGACAGUCAUCAUUGUUUACAGGGAAUGGAGGAUUCUAUCCAGGAGAUACAGGCUGAUCUUGCGCGCAAGCGUCUCGAUGAACUUAAGAGACGAUUUGAGCGCCUUACAUCCCUAAUACGCUCCGAUGCGGAGGGUAUUGUCCAUCCUUCUGCCGGAUCCAGUGUCACUGACGCGCGCGCGGCAGUGCGGGACAUUGAAAAAAGGAUACGUUCGCUGACGGAUUACAUCAAUCUGUUAGAUAGCGCAUCACGACGUCCCUUACGUCAUACCCACGGGCCCGGUUUGGGUGCGGAGGACUGGAGUGACUUCUUGAACGUAUAUCAAGUUCAUUGCCCACGAAUCAUCUUGAGUAAUACAAUACGAGAUAUCCUGAUCGAUUAUUAUUGGUAUUCUCGGAACCGACGGGCUUUUGAAUACCGUAUGGCAACAAGGGCAUUGAAGUAUAUCCGUGAGCAACGCAUAUCGGAGCCUUUGGACACUGCACAACCUGCACCAAAGGGGUCGCAGGGCCCUGCGAAGGUGCUGCGUCGAAUCCUUGCUAACGAAACCCGAGGUCAGGAAAAGAAGUUUGCGACUUCUCAAAAAUACGGCACCGCAGGAGACCAGGGUACUCCAGAAAAUCCUCUUCAGGGAUGGACAGACGGGGUCGUAGCAAAAAGAAAUGAUUUUGUUCUCCUGCUCAAGCCUCAAGUGAUUUUGAGAAGCGAACUUAAUCCGGACAGUAAUCUGAUCGCCGUUGGUGAGUAUCACCCCAUAGCGCGACAUAAUUAUGGCGUGACAGCGUUUCCCAGUCGACUCGGCCACUCUCCAGCAUAUCCCUAUCCUUGAUCGCCAGAGUAUCGAUGAUGUUGUACAUGGCCUAAUUAUGCAAAGGAAUUAUGUCAAACUCACUGGCUUACAAGUUUUCGCACCUAAUGACCAAGUCCUCGAUCCCACCCUGCAGGAUUCUUUAGUCGUUCCAUUGGAAGUCAUUGUCGAUUACCGCUAUGACCAUGAUGGAUUUUCACGACUGUUAUCGCAGUCUGAUGGGACUUUACACUACGACAAAUUCAAUCG